Electrophorus electricus (electric eel) is the source of this 3138-nucleotide messenger RNA. RefSeq names its product transmembrane protein 160 (gene tmem160). The record is from RefSeq and is a predicted model, not a curated record. Lineage: Eukaryota; Metazoa; Chordata; Actinopteri; Gymnotiformes; Gymnotidae.
CCGAAUACACACGCACGCGCCUCUUUGCAGGAGUCGUUUGCGGAGGUGAGAGUGCGGAGGUGAGGCAUCCUAGGACGAGCGAUGGCUUCUCUCAGCUGGUUAACGGCCAGGCGGCUGCACCCGCUCGCUUCUCCGGUCUCUCAGAUCCUAAAACGCGCUGCACCAGUGAAUAGCUUUAGAUCCGCGCGAAGGUUCCACCGCGGACCCUACCGGUGGCUCGCUGAAAAGGGACCGUGGACCAAAACCAGGAUACCGGAGCAACAGCACCUGACGGAUCUGGACAAGGCGGACGCGCUGAUGCUGAGGAAGUCGCAUGAAACAGGCUUCCUGUCAUGGUUCCGUAACGGCUUGCUGGCUACUGGGGUUGGAGUCAUCGCCUUUGUACAGAGUGAUGUUGGAAGAGAAGCAGCAUAUGCCUUUUUCAUCCUGGGAGGAGGAUGCGUCUCGUUCGGCGGUGCGUCCUACGUCGGCAGCUUGCUGUCCUUGAGGAGAAUGAUGCUUCUCUCCCUGCCUUCUGUGCUGCUCCACACUGCUGUGGUGUCCAGCGUCGCCCUCUUCUGGCUGUGUGCGGUAUCGCUCUACAUCGGCCGGCUGGAAGUGGAGAUCAUCCGUGACGAGGCUGAGGAAGAUGAGGGCAGCGAUGAAGGCGGCGAGUGUGCAGAAUGUAGGGCUCGGCGAGACCGACACCGCACGGAUGAGAGAGGCCAAGAGAAGUAAUGGAGACGGCACUGAUCCAGGACCAGUGUUUUGCACUUCACUUGGAUUAGAAUAAGACAAAAGGCAAAAACUGUUUACACAUCAGAGCAGAAGAGUCAGGAGUCCUCUGGUGCUGGUUAUGUUGGACGGGUGGGUUUCCUGGUUGUUUUAUUUUCUCUAAAAUGGACUUUGUCCUUCUGAGUGCGUGGGAAUGAAGACUGCAAAUCCUCAGAUUUAACUUAGUGUGUGUUUAUGGGUAUGAUUAAAAAACAAGGGAUUUUAAAUCUAGAUUGGACACUUGAAAUGUGAAAUAUUUCAUCAUUAUUUUGUGUGUGUGUGGGUGGGUGGUUGGGCUGAAUUGUUAGCAGAUCCUACGGUAAAUACGUAAGUGUCCUGUAGUGUGGAGGGGCAGGAGAAGACACAGAAUACCCCCAGAGACAUCGGACAUACGUCUGUACUUCUGUAGAGAGCGUACUGUUCCAGCUAAGGCCAAGAAAAGGCCAGGAAGUCUGGCAUGUCUGUCUUUACUUUUCUUCUGUACUGGAUUAUAAAAGAAAUGUCUCCAUUACAGCCACGUGUUUACUGUAGAUAAGUUCACCAAGGUUAGACGGCUUAUGCUGCAUGCUGCAUGUUCCAGCGGCAGGGCACGAACUUCACAGGUGCGAAGGCCCUGCAAACAUCUUCCAACCGCGCUCCCGAGUACCGCACGUCCCGCACGUCCCGUCCGUGUGGGUGACUUCCCUCUGAAAUGACCCUUCAAGGGCCCUUCAAACUUUUAAGCAAAUAUAUUUCCUUUGGCGUCCUCACUUUAGGGGGAGUUGCCGUGGAGGAGUGCAGAAUUAAAUGUCCCUUUAAAUCUCUUUCUCUUCCAGAAUAUCGUGUUGGAAGCUGCGGGUUGGAUGUUGGUUAUUGGUGUGCUUGUCAGUUUCCUGCUGUCAUGUAUAAACCUCAUUCGCUCCUGUGGCAUUAAUGCUGGCGGUGUUUCGAUUGCGGUCUUCGAUGAGUCAUGCAACAUGCCACAAAAGACGUGUAUGGGGUCAGGCAGUCCGUCCUAAAAUAACACUGAACUAUGAUUCAGUCCAUACCGCCAGAGGAUUCAUGCAAGUCAGAAGAGUUUUGGGUUGUCGUGUGUGUGUGUGUGUGUGUGUUUUUGAAGUGCUUGUAUUUUUCCCCGUCCCCAUCUGUUUUACCAUGAAUUGGGAUCAGAGCUACCAGAAAACCUCAGACACCAUAAGACAGACGGAUAGACAGAUGGUCUGCUCCGAUACCUAAAGGCUGUGAUGUGUGCUAAUGCCACAGGCUUCGAAGCUGGAAUGUUGCUGUUGCAUCAUUAAAUUUGGCCAUUUUCUGCUGACAUGGCUAAAACUGAGCUCAUAUUUGACACCGAAAUGCAUUUACAAGUGGAUUUUUCAAACAGUUAAUUUAAUUCAGCAUGCGAAUUGAAUUCAUCUCCUGAAUUAACCCAUUAUUGAUGGACAUAACCCUACCUAUUCAGAUCUGACAAAAACUGAACACACCGUGUUCUCACUGGAGCAGUUUAUUCCCUCGGUAAACGUGUUCUCUCUCUCUCUCUCUCUCUCUCUCUCUCUCUCUCUCUCUCUCUGUCCCUAGCUUCAUUAGUUUGGUGAUGAAGUGGAACGUGGACUUUUCUGUUUGCUUGAGAACAUUAGCUUCUGUUGUGUCCUGUUUGCGUAGCAUGCCUGGGUCAUGGCUCUUGCGCUCGUUGCGCAUGCACAUGCAGACGCAGACCAGCACCAAGCUCCUGAGCGCAUGUUUCUGUCUGCUCUUCACCAGAUCGAAUAUCAGCCGUGGUUUCGACAGGUUCACCAUCAAUUUGAACUGAAGCUACACAAAUACAAAUUUGUCCACAUUUGAUUGUAAUUGACCUUUCACAGCCUCCGGGAACGGCUCAUGUUGGAGUAAUGAUGGAGUGUGUAGUGGUGUUCAGUGGAGGGUCGGGUUCAGAAAGAUUCCCUCUCCAGCGUCCACAUAAACAGGCCGGCAAAACCAGCUUCUGCUAGCUUGACUUUUCCGAUAGACGCAAAUUAACAUGUCAUACCGAACAUAUGCAUUACACAGUUUUAGCUGUACGUCAAGAUCCAUUGAUUUCUCUAUCGGUUGUUCUGUUGUGUCUCCAAUGAGCUGCCCAUUUAUUUAUAUUUUCUGUUAUCUGCAGAAGAGAAGUGUUUGUACAGAAAGUGUAAGUCCGUAGACAGAAUAUAUACUCAAAUGUUCUAAUUCAGUUCUGAUUAAGACCAGUAAACCUUCAAACACAUUUACCCCUGGUAGUCCUGUUUGUAAACUUUAUUGUCUUUGCUGUUUUGAGAUUCUACUGUGCAAGACAAUAUCAAACAUUAAAAAUCCAUAAGAAUGGAUUUUUUUUUUUCAGAAAUCAGGAAAACUCUUUGGUUCAUAGUAAAAUGUAUAAUAAUGGAAAAUUGA